Molecule: messenger RNA, 913 nt
Organism: Arabidopsis lyrata subsp. lyrata
Lineage: Eukaryota; Viridiplantae; Streptophyta; Magnoliopsida; Brassicales; Brassicaceae
Product: 50S ribosomal protein L24
Exons: 6
Coding region: 175-654 (159 amino acids)
Biological process (GO): translation
Cellular component (GO): ribosome; mitochondrion
Molecular function (GO): structural constituent of ribosome; RNA binding
Source: RefSeq, a predicted model, not a curated record
AUGUUCCAUGACAUCAGUGUUUUUCAGGGUUUAUCAUUUGACACUCGCAAUCAAAAUACUCCCAACUUCUUCACCACCGUCGUUAAAUGCCGCCUGCUCCGUCGGCAUAAACCCAAAGCUUCAACGCCGUUGGUUUCUCUUCCUCUCCCUAUCGGUUAAUUCCUUACAGGAGCUAUGGGUUGGAAAGCUGCUGAGAAACUUAUCAGACACUGGAAGAUACUUCGAGGGGACAAUGUGAUGAUAAUUCGUGGGAAAGAUAAGGGCGAGACUGGAACCAUAAAGCGCGUCAUCCGAUCCCAAAAUCGUGUUAUUGUUGAAGGGAAGAAUCUGAUCAAGAAGCAUAUAAAGGGAGGCCCUGAUCACGAAGGUGGAAUUUUCACGGUAGAGGCUCCUCUUCAUGCCUCAAAUGUCCAAGUUGUUGAUCCAGUCACUGGGAGGCCUUGUAAGGUUGGUGUAAAGUACCUAGAGGAUGGAACAAAAGUAAGAGUAGCCAGAGGCACAGGCACAUCUGGUUCCAUAAUUCCUCGACCAGAGAUUCUAAAGAUAAGGGCUACUCCAAGACCCACUACUGCUGGCCCUAAGGACACACCAAUGGAGUUUGUCUGGGAGCAAACAUAUGAUGCUAAAACAGGAAAGGGCAUGCCUGAUCUUUGAGCAAACCUCUUCACAAGCUCCUAAAAAGGAUUCUUCUUUUUGUCCCCUCCAUUUUAGUUUGAUAUGGGUCAAGAGCUGUGAGAUAAGGUGUGAGGUUUUGUUGAAGAACCUUUGAUCCUGACAGAAACGGAGUCGUUUUCGUUUUUAUUUAUUUCAUUGAUCUUGUAAACUUUUCAAGGUGCCAAAUAAAAACCAUUGGGAGAAAGUUCAAUAUUGCCUUACAUUGACUGACAAAAUAUACCAAUAUUUACAUGUCUAA